GACGACGCAUCCACGGCGGAAGCCGUUCCGCACGCUGCGAAGAAGCGCCGCCUGGUGAUGAUGCCCAGCCGAGUCAACGCGCCGAUGCACUCGGCAGCGAGCGACCUCUGCAUCCAUGUAGCAGUGCCACCGAGCAGCCACAUUCCAUGCCAAGCCAGGACAACGGACCACAACGCUACGUGCCACCUCAGCCUUGUGCAAAGCGAUGCGCGGGAUGGCGCGUACGACAAGGCGUAUCUUGGCGAUGAUGAGCUGGUCGAGACGACGGCCGUGGGCCUCUCGCCGCCGAUCCUCACGGCGCUUGCCCACGUCGCGGCCGCCAACUACGUUUCGUUCGUCGUCUCCAUGCAUCCUACGGUGCUGCGCGUGUACGUGCACAUGGACGUCUACGCGAAGUGCAAGCAAGCGGCGAUGCGUCAGCACAUGCGUCGCUUCAUGGCCUGGCUCCUCCUUGCAUCGAGAGACGAAUGGUCGUACCCGUACCUCUCAGAGCUCGAGACCAUGACGGCGCUUGUUGCUACGCCUCUAGUACACCCGUCGCAGCUACUCGAGCAUGUCGCGCCGUGCCCGUUCUCGGCGGCGGGCGACGCCUAUGUCCCGAGCCCGCACCUCCUUCCGACGCUGCGCCGAUACCAGCGCGCCGCCGUCGCAUGGAUGCUGGAGCGCGAAGCUGGCGUCGAUCCCAAGGGCACGCUCGCUACGUUGCAGACAACGCACGCCACGCACCUCGGGACCUCGAUCGCGUACGACCCCUUCGCUGCCGCGUUCGUCCCGCCACGCACAGCACCGACCGCCAUUGUGCGUGGCGGCGUCCUUGCCGACGAAAUGGGCUUGGGCAAGACGCUGCAAGUGCUCGCGUGCAUCUUGUCGCACCCGUGCUCGAUGCCAUUGACCGUGUCGGCUGCGCCACCGCCACGCGCGUGGAUUAGAAACGACGUGAGCUGCGUCUGCAACUCGACGGCGACACACAGCGCUGGUGUCGUACGCUGCACUAUGUGUGGCAUCCUCCAGCACCGCAUCUGCACGGGCGCCGACGCCGACGCGACGUUCCAUUGCGAGGCGUGCUUGCGCGUCGCCCACCCGCUCUGGCUUGCCAAGACAACGCUAAUUGUGUCGCCCCAGUCCAUCCACAAGCAGUGGGAGGCCGAGGUUCUCCGGCACACGACGCCCGGCGCCGUCACCAUCUACUGCUAUAUCGGCAUCAAGGCCAUGCGGGCGCGUCUUCGUGGACCGUCGUCCGAGUGGCAGUACUCUCGGGCACCGGUCCUCGCUACCUUUGACAUUGUCUUGACCACGUACGAAGCGCUGCGCGACGAUGUCCACUACAUACAAAACGCCGACGUCCGAACGUUGCGCCAGGCCAAGCACUACCGCAUCGCGGCAAGCCCGCUCACGCACCUCUUCUUUUGGCGCGUCUGCCUCGACGAAGCACAGCUCGUCGAGAGCCAGCAGACGCAAGCGGCCGUCAUGGCAUCGCAUCUCUCGAUGCAGCACCGGUGGUGGGUCACCGGCACGCCCUUUGGCAAGAGCCUGGCCGACGUGCACGCGACGUUGGCCUUUCUGCGCGCGACGCCAUUGGACGCCAAGGCGCUUUGGCGCCAGCUCACGCCGCACGAUCGCCUCGUGGAUGCGCUCCAAGGGCUCGUCUGGCGCAACCGCAAGUGCAAUGUCGACGAUCAGAUCAUAUUGCCGCCGCAGACGACGCAGUUUCAUUGGCUCGAGCUCUCGAGCAUCGAGGCGCACUUUUACGACACGCAGCACGCGGCGUGCACGCAGAGCUACGCAGCCGGCGACGUCGUGACGCCCGCGAUGCUGCAGAGCCUCUUGCGGUUGCGCCAAGCCUGCUGUCACCCGCAACUCGGUGCGCACGGCAUCCGUGUGCUCGACACGACCGGGCGCGUGCUCACAAUGGACGAGAUUCUCGAUGAGAUGCUGCUCCACGCAAGACGGACCUGCGAAGACGCGCAGCGUCUCUGGAUCGCUGCGACCAAUGGCCUCGCCGGCAUCGACGCCAUCGAACACGACGCUGGCGCCGCCAUUGCGCGCUACUGCGACGCGAUGGCUCUUGUGCAGCACCACUGGAAGGACUUUCGAGCGGACGUGCUGCCGCGACUGCACAUGGCCGUCAACCUCCAGCGACAACUCGCCAAUUUGGUGCCUGCAACUUCAGGGACUGCCGACGCGUCCAUGCCUCCCUUCUUGAACGCCAAAGACGAGCACGGUCUUCCAUCACUUGCCUCGCUGCAGGCGUGCAUGCGCCAAGAGCUGGACGGUGGAAUGCUUGCGCGUCUUGUGGCGAAUCCGUCGGUCGUGUCUGCGACAGCAACAGCGCUGGCUGCGUCGGCACGGCAACUGGAGCAGUACUACUUGAGCACAGCGACGGCACAGCACGACGCUGCAUGGCACAAGUACACGGUAGCACACGACAGCGUGUCUUCGCGUCGCAUCUCGGCAGCGCCACUGGCGGCCAUUUCAGACGCGCAACUGGACCGGCUUCGCGCAUCGUGGCUCGGCCGUUCGGAUGGCUACCAGCGCUUUGCCCGCAAGUUUACAUCGACCGCCGGGCUCAUCUUUCUGGCGUCGUCGGCGCUUGAGGACUUUGCGACACGCCGCAUUGAGAUCCACGACGCGCUUGUGCACCUUAGCGACGGCAUGCCGUCCGCACGUGACGUGGCACUCUCAGGCAACUGUCAACGCUGUCGGCAAGACCGGUACGGCCCCGUGUGCGACCACUGCAAGCUGCAGCCGUCGCUCGACACGCUGCGGGCGACGCUCGUGGACGACGGCGACCUGGCCGUGCUCUUGCAGGUCCUCGGCGAGGUGCAUGGCGAAUAUAAUGACGUGCUCUCCGCUGUCCGCAAGGAGGUCGCGUGCGCCGCCAAGCUCUGGCAAGCGCAGCACGCGCGGCUCGGCGGCCUCGACGAACUCGCCAUGGCCAAGACUACCAUGACGCUCUCGACCAAGGUCGACAACGAAACGGUAUCCGCAUCGUUUACCGCCAACACACAGCAUCAACAUGUCGCUCUGCAGGCCAUCUAUGAGCUCCACGCGUACGAGCUGCCAGCAAAGCGAAUGGCGCUCGAUGGAGAGCGCGCCGACGCCCACGCGACGCUAAGUACUGCGCUCAACCAGCUCCGGUACCUCCAGAACCUGCGACACCACCGCGUGACGUCCUCAUCGCGUCGCGACGACUGCGUCGUGUGCCACGAAGAGCUUCCGAUCGAGCGCGCCGUGUGGCCGUGUGCGCACGUGUUGUGUCGCUCGUGCACGCAAGCGAUGGUCAAGUCGGCGAGACGCGCGCUCUGUCCGACCUGCCGUCGCCCCAGCACCGCGUCGUCGAUUCAAAUGGUCCGGGACGAGCCGCUGCGCAUCGGGCCCGAGUGCGGGACCAAGGUCGACAGCAUCGUCCGCUGCAUCCUUGGUCUCGGCGACGUGCGCGUGCUGCUCUUUUCCCAGUGGCCCGACAUGCUGCGCAUCCUGGCAACGGCCUUGCAUCAAGGACUGCAAGCGUUCAAGGCGGCGACGACGUCGGCGUGCGUGCUGGCGCUGCCCUUUCGACAAGGCGCCAACGGCCUGAAUCUUGUCGAGGCGUCGCAUGUCGUCUUGGUCGAGCCGCUCUUGAACGCAUCGGUGGAGCGACAGGCCAUCAACCGCGUCCAUCGGCUCGGGCAGGAGAAGCCGACGACCGUCCACCGCUUUAUUGUGCAGCACUCGAUCGAGGAAGGGGUGUUGGCGCUGCAGGCCCGCGACACCCACCCGCCACUGCACGUGACCGAGGUGGUCUCGGCAACCGACUGGCGCCUGCUUUUGCAGCAGGACCAUGCCGCGAUGAACGACGGGUUUUGGUCGGCGCCGAUGCGCGGGCCGUCGCGUCGGCAAGUCAAGGACCGCUUGGAACGCGCGAGAUCGUUUGAAUUGCGCGCCGCUGACGCCCGCCUCGUCGACGAGCCGACGCUCGUUGUCUGCGGCGUCUCUCUCAGCGUGCAUGUCGCUGCGCAGUUGCUCCGAGACUGCAUUGCCGUCGAUGAUAACGAUGCAGCGUUGCUUGCGGUGCUCCGACAGCGCCUGCGCGUCAAGCUCCACACGCUGGGGCUCCUGGCGCCCGACGGCGCGUAA
This is a messenger RNA of Saprolegnia parasitica CBS 223.65, 4116 nucleotides long. RefSeq lists its product as hypothetical. The record is from RefSeq and is a predicted model, not a curated record. Bases 58 to 4116 code for a protein of 1352 amino acids. The transcript has 12 exons. Gene Ontology annotation, molecular function: ATP binding; ATP-dependent chromatin remodeler activity. NCBI's taxonomy places the organism in Eukaryota, Oomycota, Saprolegniomycetes, Saprolegniales, Saprolegniaceae.